This is a messenger RNA of Mustela lutreola (European mink), 3121 nucleotides long. RefSeq names its product ankyrin repeat domain 16 (gene ANKRD16). NCBI's taxonomy places the organism in Eukaryota, Metazoa, Chordata, Mammalia, Carnivora, Mustelidae. Gene Ontology annotation, molecular function: protein binding. The transcript has 8 exons. The record is from RefSeq and is a predicted model, not a curated record. Bases 499 to 1590 code for a protein of 363 amino acids.
AAACUUUCCCAGAGUUCCUCCGAGCUCCCGCGGACCCGAGGAGGGGUCGCGGCCGGGCGGAGGGGCCGGCGGAGGUUGGGCGGGGGAGGGGCGGGGGGUGGGGACGCGCGGGGCCCCUCCCCCUCCCUGGGAGCCGGCGGCUGCCUGGAGACUUGACCCUCGGGUGCCGCCCGGCGCCGGCUCCCCUCCUCCUCGUCCUCCCCGCGGCGGGCGUCUGUCGGGGCCGGGCGGAUCGUGCCGCCGCGCGGAGCGGACGCGGCCCGGGGCAGGCCGGGCGGCAGCACCCCUCCCCCCUGGUGUGGCGCCCGCAGACGCAGCCCGGGCCGGCGGCCGCCUGCGGACGAGCCUGGGGCGCGUGAGCACGGCCCGGCCCGGCCCGCGAGGCGAGUGGUCCGCCGGAGGGCCGCCCCCGCACGGGGCCGCGGGGGUCGGGGCGUCCCGGGGGCCGCGGGGGGCAGGGCUGGCGGCCCGCACGCCCCCGCCCCCCCACCCGCGCCCAUGGCUGCGCGCGGGGCCCCGCGGCGGCUGCACCGGCUGGCGCAGGAGGGCCGGCUGUGCGCCCUGCGGGAGGAGCUGCGGGGAGCCGGGCGCGCGGGCUGCGCGGGGCCGGCCGGGGACACCCUGCUGCACUGCGCCGCCCGCCACGGGCACCGGGACGUGCUGGCCUAUCUGGUCGAGACCUGGGACAUGGACGUCGAGGCCGCCGACCGAGACUACAAGCGGCCGCUGCACGAGGCCGCCGCGCAGGGCCACCGGGACUGCGUGCUCUACCUGCUGGGCAGAGGAGCCGCGGUGGACUGCCUCAAGAAAGCCGACUGGACUCCUUUGAUGAUGGCCUGCACAAGGAAGAAUCUGGAGGUGAUCCAGGACCUCGUGGAACAUGGCGCCAACCCACUGCUGAAGAACAAAGAUGGCUGGAACAGUCUCCACAUUGCCAGCCGAGAGGGCGACCCUCUGAUCCUCCAGUACCUGCUCUCCGUGUGCCCCACCGCUUGGGAGACGGAGAGCAAAAUCGGGAGAACGCCUCUGCACACAGCAGCGAUGCAUGGCUGUUUAGACGCGGUGAAGGUGCUUCUCCAGAGGUGCGCGUACGAAGCCGACCGUGCGGACAGGUGCGGGUGCACACCCUUCAUGGACGCGAUUCAGUGCGGCCACACGGCCGUGGCCAGGCUGCUGCUCGAACAGCACAAGGCUUGCUGGGCCACGCGGGAUGCCCUGGGGAUGCAGGCCAUCCACAGGGCAGCCGUCACCGGGCAGAACGAGGCCCUCCGCUUCCUGGUGUCCGAGCUGGGCGCCGAUGUGGACGCCAGGGCCGUACCCAGCCGCCUGACGCCGCUGCAUUUCGCCGCUAAGGAAGGACACGUGAGCACAGUCCAGCAGCUCCUGUCCUUGGGUGCUGACAUCAAUUCCAGAGACGAAAGGAAGCGAUCAGCCCUGCACCUGGCCUGCGCCGGCCAGCACGCAGCCUGUGUCAGGCUCCUGCUGCAGUCCGGGCUGAGCGACUGUCCGGACGCCUCGGGUGCCCUGGCUCGGCAGCUGGCUCGCCGCGCGGACGUCCUCCAGUGCUUCGAGCGCUGCCCUGAGACCUGACAGUGCUUCUGAGCGAGGACGACAGGCGUGGUGACCACGUCCUGCUGCUGCGGUCGUCAGGAUCCCCAGCCAGCGGGCCGUGAGGACGCCGGCUCCCGAGCCCGUGACCCGCACGCAGAGACUUUUCGUGACCCGGAUUCGGCUUUUUCUGCCCUUUGAGGGGAGGUAGGGGAUGUUCUUGGAGUCGGUGUCUGGAGCCCUCAGGGAAGCAGGUGGCCCGUGUGACUGUAACACAGUAUGAGUUCACGUAACUAUGUCACGUGUUUUGUGGGUAAUGUCGUGGGGGGAGGCCAGGGCGAGGAUGUUGACGGUGCGGGGGCCGGAAGCACAGCUGGCCGCUGCUUCCUUCCCGCCUCGCUUCUUGGUUCAUUACGGUGGUUUCGCUCUGGUUUGUAGCCUGAAAGGGACGCCUGCCCAGACAUACGCAAGGAAAUAAUGGAAAUAUUUGUACUUUCUAAGCGCUGCUGGUUAAGCUAUGUUUAUUGUUUUGUGUUUUUAAAGAUUUUAUUUAUUUGACAGAGGUCACAAGGAGGCAGAGGCAGUCAGAGAGGAGGAAGCAGGCUCCCUGCUGAGCAGAGAGUCCAAAUGGGGCUCGAUCCCAGGACCCUGAGAUCAUGACCAGAGCCCAAGGCAGAGGCAGAGCCCAUGGAGCUACCCAGGCGCCCCGAGCUAUGUUUUAAUCUCGAGGUUACUUUUAUUUAGUGGUUCUGCGUGGGCUGUCUUCAGAUAACAAACACACCUAAGAGACGCAGGUGCGAGAGUCCCACUGGAAGAAUGGCCUUUGUUCUGCAAGCGACUGGCCGCACUUCCUAUCCGGAGCCCCUGCCCCCUGCAGCCUGGGGGCAUUGAGGACACUUGACUCUGUAACCAAAAGUUCUGGAGCAGUUUAAACAGAUCGAAGGGAGGCUGCAUGCUCAGACCUUCGGAUUCUUUUCCUUUUUCCUUUUGGGGGAAAGUGAUAAAAAUCAUCUUCUCUGGGUCACAAAGAAUAGUUAAUCCAGGUUGGUCUUUGGAAAUGACAUGUGUCGGGCACAGGCCAGACUCGAUCCUCUCUGCUGGUCGCGAGCUGGUCAGGACUGACUGCACGCUGGCCCGGCCUGAUCGUCGUGCUGGCGGGGGAAGGAGUGAGACUUUCCAGUUCUCUGUCAUCGCAGACAGCACAGGCUGCUUGCACAUGAACCCGACUGGCCACCACGUCGAUGUCCCUGCAGUUCACUGUCUCUCUGUGACUCCCAGGUUCAAGCCCUCCGGCCAUCAUGCAGACCGUGGCGGUGUCGGCCUGCUGACGGUGCCCCCUACCCCCUGGGCCCACCCUCCUCGACCCCAUCCCCCACACGACGGUCCCAGAGCUCUCACCAAGGUGAUCUGGGCAGCUGACCACUGACGUGUUUUCCCACCCAUCUCCUCAAGGGCUGUUGACUGGUCCUGCACGCCCCCCGACCCAGCGUGAGGGUUUGUUCCUAAGACCAAUAGGGGCAGAAGCCUCUGGAAGGAGAUAGAAAUCAGUAAAAAUUGUAAUCCCUUGAAAAUA